This is a messenger RNA of Botrytis porri, 1671 nucleotides long. RefSeq lists its product as uncharacterized. The transcript has a single exon. The record is from RefSeq and is a predicted model, not a curated record. NCBI's taxonomy places the organism in Eukaryota, Fungi, Ascomycota, Leotiomycetes, Helotiales, Sclerotiniaceae. Bases 1 to 1671 code for a protein of 556 amino acids.
AUGAAAGCAUUGAUAGAUCAAUGGACAGAUAGCAAGUCUCUCAAGAGAUUGCUUAGCUCGAUAUUCAUUAAAGGUGCUCGAUCAAAGCAAACAUCUGAUUCCACAGCCAAGCCUUUGCCCACAAUUAAUGCGGGUUUUGUCCCUGGGCAAACGCGGAUAACAACAACAUCAACUUUGGCAAACCAGAACUCGAGCAGAGGAGAGACCUCUUCAAUCUCUACGUUCGGAAGCGUAUUGCUGAGAAGAAUAAGAGAAAGUAGGAUCAGUCCUAAUGCGGAUAGUCCUCUUCGAAGACAACUUCUAUCGCCUUCUAGUGUAGUGUUGACUGAUGCCACAUCGCUUUCGUCUCUACAGCAACAAAAUCCUAGGAAAUGCCGUACAUGCUCUUAUGAACCGCCGGUAUCAAUCAUUGACCAGGGAGAACCACCAAGACGAGCACCUAUGACCGCAAGGUACCCCGAGAUAUUCACCUAUUUGGGCCGAAAUGGGGUCCCAAACUCUGCUCUAGCUUUGACAAAUGAUGUCGUAAGAAACUUGAACGAAAUAUUCUACCUCGAGGGACAAUUGAAUGAUCAUACCAGAAUCAUAAGUCGAUUGGACCAUGAAUAUGAGUGUGUUGAAAUGACUUUGAAAGAACUCAAUCAACUACUUCUAUCGUCAGGAACCACAGUUCAAAGUGAGCGAGAUGCGAAAUUGGAAGAGAUGAAAUAUCUUUUCAACGUUUCAUCACGCAUCCAAGAACAGAAGCUGGAGUUACUAGAAGCUGCGGAAAGCGAAUAUGAAGAACUGAGCGAGCAGAGAAUUAUCUUAUUCAAUAUGUUGAGAGACGUUUUCAAGAAUCGAAACCUUCUAGACAUAGAAGGAAAGAAUUCCCGACAGAACCAAUUUUAUCGUAUGCCUACGACACAACUCGCACCUCUGCACAAGACACCUCGAAUUUCUACCUGCAGUGAAGAGGCUCGAGAACGUAUCGAAAGAGAUCAACGAGAAGCUGUACAUCAUAUGAAGGACAUGGGUUAUCGCUUGGAAGCGACGCCUCGGCGGCUCGAUAAUUGGAAGCAAUAUUAUGAAGACGAAUAUGCAGAAUAUGCACGUGCGGUUAGUAAUGGGACAAUGGAGCCUGCGAGGAGUUUCUUCGAUUUGACUCUAUUGCAAGAACAUCAGGGAGCAAUUGAGGGAGUCAUUGAGGCGGAGAAUGACUAUGAAAAAGCGAGGGCACGAGUAAGGGUGUUGAAUGUGGUGCUUAGUGAUAUUUAUCAGUCCAGUGGAUUUGCAAACUGUCCAGAUGAUGGCUAUAGGAUCUCGAUGGAAGAAGCUAUGGUCGGUGAUGUGGAUAGAGAGUGGAUUCUAGACUGGAUGGAAAGGAACGAUGAAUCGGUAGAUUUCGAGACCGAUGAAGACGAAUGGGAAGCAAAAUCAAUUGGUUUGGAUGACAGCGUUAGCGUGGUUGCGAAAGGGAGAGAGAGAAAAAGAAUUGAUAGGUGGAGAGAGAUGUGUAUGGCAAUAGGAAAUGACUUUCCAGAGUUGCCGAAAGUAGUGCAUCAUAAGCCUACGUCUACGCCCAGCCAGAGUGCUUCGAUAUUACAAAUCAAUGAUCCAGGUAGCGGAUCCGAGACUCGCUGUUCCUCGAUCCAUCACUCGUGUAUAUCUAAUUCUGCACAUAAACUGUAG